AAGUGUUAAAAGCCUUAGAGGGAGAGUCACUUCCUGUAGAGAAGAGUCUGAACUCUGACUGUAGGUCUCCUCACAUGAACAGCACCGCUGCCAUGGACUUCUCUCUGAGGGUGAGUCCAGACCAGUCCCAGUUCUUCAAAUGGGACAAAAUGUCUCUGAGCUGUGGAGAUACUGGACCCUGGGCUCUGAAGAGGAACACCAGCACAGAACAGAACGAGCCCUGUUCGGAAUGGGGGGCAGAUAUGAAAGGUUCUUCAUGCUCAAUGGACCUGUUUCCCGUGGACUCUGGUGUGUACUGGUGUGAGAGGAACGGCAGCUCUACAGAACCCGUAAACAUCACUGUUCAAGACAGGGGCGUGAUUCUGCAGGUGCCUGUGCUCCCUGUGUCUGUGGGACAAACUGUCAAUCUGACCUGUCGACAUCAGACUGACCCCGCCCUCCCAGCCCGUUUCUAUAGAGACGAACACUUCCUGUCGGAGCAGCCUGCAGGUCACAUGACCCUCCAGCAGGUGGCAAUGUUUGAUGAAGGCCUGUACCAGUGUGAGAUGAGAGGAGAGAAGUCACUGCCCAGCCGACUUCGGGUCCAUGAGAGCAGCCCCCCUCCAUCAGUGCAGCCUUCGGGAAUCUCGUCUCUGGUGCUGGGUUUGAUCGCCGGCUCGGUUCUGAUCCUCCUGGUUCUGCUGGUCCUGGUGGUGAGACGGUGCCAGAGAUACACAGUCGAUGCCUGUCCAGAGGAGGGUGGGGCUGAUGACGUCACAUACAGCCACAUAUUACAUCAGCAGCAGCGACGGCCAAUCAGACGCACAGAGAAAGAGCAGAAUCCGGUUUAUUCAUCUGUGAAAACUGCAGACGUCUGCUACUCUUCCAUCACCAUCAAAAAGACCAGAGGUAAAGGCCGAGACAGACUCACAAACAGAGAGACUGAGGAGAGUCCAGUUUACUCCUCUGUGAAAACUGAAGAUGUCUGCUACUCUCCCAUCACCAUCAACCAGACCAGAGCUAUGAGGACCAAAGGAAGAACGCGAGGACAAAAAGACCCAAGUCCGUAUGCACAAAUCAGAGUCCGUACUAACCUGGACUAAACCAAGUCUCAAACAAACCAGGACUAAACCAAGUCUCAAGUAAGCCAGGACUAAUGCUACUAUCCCAUUGUCCUAGGAUUUUCUGAGUUGUAAAUUCAAUCUGGAACACCCUUCCAUCUUAGAAUUCUGACUUGGAAACUCAGAGUUAUAUAUGAAUGAAUUUUAUUUAAGUGUCAUGCACUCAUGUUCCCAGCCCAUAUGGAUUUAUAUGGCACUAUUAUCAAUAUACAUAAAGGAAGACGUCCAUUAAAAUUCAGAACACAAAAUCCAACAGUCAUAAGUAAAUCACCCCGUAUCCGUGUACAGAGUUCUUUGUCUCAAUGUUCAGGCCUUGUCCACAAAAACUGCUACACAAAUUUCAUUUCAUUUUCAAAUAACCAACGCAUCAUUUGGCCUUCAGACAGCCAGAAUAAAUCAGGUUUCUUCUGUUGAAUCAUUUCAUACAUAUUAUUUUUUAAAUAAUGAUGAAGUGGAUAAUAAAACAUUAAAAGAAAGUCAUCCUCCACUACAUUUAAAUCACACAGAGAACAGAACCAGUUCUUCCUUGGGACAGCUACAUAGGAACCUCUGUCUUCUUUUUAAAUUAUUUUUGACAAAGGGUUCAGUUAAGAAAGUAUCCUUAAACUGUACACAGUUUCUUACAGAUUAUUCAAAAACAGGGGCCAUUUGUUUGCUGCAGCAAAGAUUUCCAGGACCUCUUUGGACCAGGGUAAUCUGUGAACUCUGUUCCACUUAAACACUGAGUCUUUCACAGUCUGAGAACUUCUGCCAUUUAAUCUAAGCCCUGAUGAAGACCUGUUUGGUCGAAACAUGUUGGCUUUGGAAGCUGGAGGACGUGUCUGGGGUGAAGGAAGUCUGGGAGUCCCUGCUUAGACUGCUGCCCCCGUGACCCGGCCCUGGAUAAGCGGAAGAAAAUGGAUGGAUGGAUGUUGGCUUUGGCCAUCCUGAUAAAGGCCUUUUAACUAUAUAUUUUUUCUCAUGCAAUUUCUACUUUGGAGUGCCUGGAUUCCACUGUGUUUAAACUUCUGCCCUAUGUUUAACCACACAGGGCUCCCAGCCCAUGUCCCCCUCUCUGGUUGCCCUAGUGGUAAACCUGUGUACUCCAAGGAAGUAUCUCAUAGCUCUGCUUUUGUCUGCAUUAUAUUCUGGAGCAUCUUCAAAGCCUUCAAAACUCCCACAGCAUAAAACAGAACAGGUCCAACCAUUGAGUCAAAACUUCAGGACAGACCUUCAUCUUAUUUACUACAAUUCCUGGUGCCCCCCUCCCACCAGACUAUGACAACACUUGUCUGCCUUCUAAAACAUCACUCCAAGACCAACAGCAGGAUGAACCAGGACUAAACCAGGACUUGUGCUAUAAGAGUGUGUUUUUCAAUCAGUUUAACCAGGGAACACUGUUGUACCUUGAGUAUUGGAACUGACAAAGUUAUUCUGAUUCAAAAACAAUCAUCAUUUCCAAAUAUAAAGAACUAGAAAAAAUUGAGUCAUUUGGUAAUCUUUUAGUGGGUUAUUGCUAUAAUACAGAAGUCAAAUCAAUUAAAUCCAUAGACAUAAUCAAAAUUCAUAGCACUGGUCCAAAACCAUCUUAGUUAAAACAAAAACUACAGAGAGUUCAGCUCAGUUCAGCAUCUGACCUGUAGAACUGGUUUAGACCUUGUUCCUUUGAAAAAUAAUUAAAAUACUAAUCAAAUGAACUGGGACCUGUCCUGAGAGUCUCUCAUAAGAUGAGUCCUGCUUUAGUCCCUUUAGUCCCACCAGGUACAGUCCAUGUUUGCUCCUUGAUUAGUAUUUCCAUCCUAUUUAUAACACAUUCUUAUGGUCUUAUUAUUAUCAUAUUUUUGUUCUGUGUGAACACAUGUUCCUUUAUUAUUUUUAAUCUUCUAAGCAUUUUGCAAGUGUGUAGUUGCAUU
Molecule: messenger RNA, 2992 nt
Organism: Boleophthalmus pectinirostris (great blue-spotted mudskipper)
Lineage: Eukaryota; Metazoa; Chordata; Actinopteri; Gobiiformes; Gobiidae
Exons: 8
Coding region: 75-1082 (335 amino acids)
Biological process (GO): cell surface receptor signaling pathway
Molecular function (GO): transmembrane signaling receptor activity
Source: RefSeq, a predicted model, not a curated record